Molecule: messenger RNA, 2593 nt
Organism: Girardinichthys multiradiatus
Lineage: Eukaryota; Metazoa; Chordata; Actinopteri; Cyprinodontiformes; Goodeidae
Gene: aldh1a2
Product: aldehyde dehydrogenase 1 family, member A2
Exons: 13
Coding region: 206-1762 (518 amino acids)
Molecular function (GO): aldehyde dehydrogenase (NAD+) activity
Source: RefSeq, a predicted model, not a curated record
AUGUAAAUGCACGGAUUUAAUUUUCAAAAGGACGGGCCUUUCCCCCUUUCUCUUCACCCAAUGAAAACGAACCGCAGCCAACACCUGGCUAUAAACCCAGGAAGGAAUCCGAAGCUCUAAUCAGAAAUCCACUGGAAGGAGGAAAAAGAGGCGCAGUGAUCAGGGAAGCAGGCAGGCAGGAAGACGAGCGGAGCGACCAGCCGUGAUGACUUCAAGUAAGAUCGAGAUCCCCGGAGAGGUGAAGAGUGACCCGGCUGCUCUCAUGGCAUCCCUCCAGCUCAUGCCCUCACCGGUGCCCAACCCGGAGAUCAAGCAUACCAAGAUAUUCAUCAAUAAUGAGUGGCACAACUCCAUUAGUGGAAAGGUCUUCGCUAUCUACAACCCAGCUACCGGAGAACAGAUCUGUGAGGUCCAGGAAGCUGAAAAAGCUGAUGUUGAUAAAGCGGUGCAGGCUGCUCGCCUCGCCUUUUCUUUGGGCUCGGUCUGGCGAAGGAUGGAUGCAUCUGAGAGAGGACGACUGCUGGCAAAACUGGCUAACUUGGUGGAGCGAGACAGCGUCUAUUUAGCAACUAUUGAGUCUCUGAACAGUGGGAAGCCCUUCCUGCCCACCCUGUUUGUCGACCUCCAGGCAACUAUAAAGACUCUUAGAUACUUUGCUGGAUAUGCAGACAAGAUCCAUGGAACCUCUAUUCCAAUGGAUGGAGAGUAUCUGACAUUCACCAGAUAUGAGCCCAUCGGAGUUUGUGGACAAAUUAUCCCCUGGAACUUCCCUCUGAUGAUGACGGCGUGGAAGCUGGGCCCAGCGGUCGCGUGUGGAAACACCGUCAUCCUAAAACCAGCAGAGCAGACGCCGCUCACCUGCCUCUAUAUAGCAGCUCUCGCCAAGGAGGCCGGGUUUCCACCGGGAGUCAUCAAUAUUUUGCCAGGAUAUGGUCCAACAGCAGGAGCUGCAAUUGCUUCGCACAUGGGCAUAGACAAAGUGGCUUUCACGGGAUCAACCAAGGUUGGCAAGCUGAUCCAGGAGGCGGCGGGGAAGAGUAACCUGAAGAGAAUAACACUGGAGCUGGGAGGGAAGAAUCCCAACAUCAUAUUUGCAGAUGCCAACUUGGAUGUGGCGGUUGAACAGGCCCACCAGGGCGUGUUUUUCAACGCAGGCCAAUGCUGCACAGCAGGUUCUCGCAUAUAUGUGGAGGACUCCAUCUAUGAAGAGUUUGUCCGCAGGAGCGUGGAGCGAGCCAAGAGGAGGAUAGUCGGCAGUCCCUUUGACCCCAUGACUGAGCAGGGUCCACAGAUCAGUCGGGAGCACCAGAAUCGUGUGUUGGAGUUCAUUGAGUGCGGCAUUAGUGAAGGAGCCAAGCUGGAGUGUGGAGGCAACGCUAUGGGCAUGAAAGGGUUCUUCAUCGAGCCCACUGUGUUCUCCAAUGUGACGGAUGACAUGCGCAUCGCCAGAGAAGAGAUAUUUGGACCAGUCCAGCAUAUCACAAAGUUCAAAACGAUUGAAGAAGUGAUAGAAAGAGCCAACAACACAGAAUACGGUUUGGUUGCUGCUGUAUUCACCAACGACAUCGACAAAGCCAUGACCGUAACCACAGCCUUGCAGGCUGGCACUGUGUGGAUAAACUGCUUCAAUGCUCUGAGCACACAGUGUCCAUUUGGAGGAUACAAAAUGUCUGGCAAUGGACGUGAAUUGGGAGAAAGUGGCCUGAGGGAGUACACAGAGCAGAAGACCAUCACAGUGAAGAUGGUCUCCAAAAACUCUUAAAGUUAGACACACUUUUCUCAGAGGAGACCGUAUCUUCCUCACCACCUUCAUCGUCACACUGUCUACAGCAGCAGACCACACCAACCAUCCAAAAUGGCUCUCUCCAUGGUUAAAUUCAGGCUGUACUCACUCGCUGCCUCUGGUACCCGCAUUAACUCGCCCAAGCAGUCUGCCGUUCCCUACUCAGCUAUCUCCAGGUCUUAACUGGCAACCACUGAUCCCGUCCUCAUACUCUAUACCUCCUCCACUAACGACACUAAAGCACUCACAGAGAUGAUUGGGAAGGCUGCUCUGGCAUCACCCUCCCCAGCCGCUGCAACCCAACCCCCUCCAGAUGCUGGAUGCUCAGAGACUCGGUCGCUGCAAUAAGCCCUUUACUAGCUACUUGUCAUGUGUUGGGAAGUGUUUUUUUCUUUUUGCUGUGCGGGAUGAUUGUCAAAACCUCAUGUGUCAUUGUUUUGGUUAGAAUUUAGAGAGCACGCCAGCUCAUUCGAGACCACUGAUUUUUCCGUCAGCUUCAGACAUGAACAGAUGAAAUGUUAAUUCAAAAUUAAAGUUGACUUCUAAUUGUUUUUGUUUAUAUAUUAGCUCAUAUGACCUAACACUGUAUGUAAACCUUUGACCGACGUAAAGAUGUUCAACUCUUCAAAAGCAUUUUACUCUCACUUGCUAAAAAAAAAAAAAAAGCGGAGUAGGUGUAUUUUAAACUUUUGUAACUGAUAUCAUUGAUGUCCAUUUAUGUUUAUGUUUAUACAAUCGUAUGCUAUAAAAUUAUAAAAUGACUGUAGUUAUUUUUUUUUCAGUAAAACAUUUUUUCAUCGAUUUCUUAUA